UGAUAUGACGUGCUCGUCCCUUCACGCACAUACGACGUCCAUCCAAUCACGUAUGUGAAUGUGCAUGGCAUGCCUCCAAGACCCAGUGACCUUACGUCCUUUUCGUGCUCGUGGGCCGAGUCCACCAAGAAGACCAAUACGAUACCGACGAACGAGGGGGAAAAAAGUCAGUUAGUCAGUCAGUCUUACCUUGUGUGCGUGUCCAACCACAAGUUCAUUGUCCAAUGACAGCAAUUCCGCAUGUCACCUCAAGAAAUGUGGAUCGGUUUCCGUUGACUCACACUUCACUUGAUUGGUGAAGGAGGAUUGCUUCCGGGGGAUCCUUUUUGUUGACCUUGCCAACCCUUUAACUCUCAAAUCAACCCCAAGACACCACCCUGGGCUUUCCCGUUCAUCAUCAGCGACAUUCAAACAAUCCCCAACCAAUCGAUGCCGAACGAGUGUUUUGAUUUUGGGUCCUCAGUGUUGUCAUGGCAAAAAGGCCCCGGUUGGGCCGCUUUCAUACCUGCUUAGGCCGCUCAGAGGCUCUGGACCUUUCCGCGUGCAUGAUAAUGAAUAACAAUGGACCCAAUGCGCUCAAGCAGUGAGCGACUAUUGAGGUGGCAGCAGGAUUGUCGAUAAAUGGGCACUCGUGUGCAUGAUCCCCGCAUAUGAGAUGCCAGAAUUGUUGUUGUGAUAUGAUUGUGAUAGCCUCCCAGGGAAAUUUGGAACAAGAACGUCGACCUUCAACAAAUCAAGAAGCAUGAACCAUGACCCUCUAAAAACGUGAAUAAAAAAAUAUUCAUUGCCAAACGCCACAAUUUCCCUCCUGAUAUCUCGAUAACCAUGGCUGAAACAGUGAAGGUCAUUGUGCGAUGUCGUCCAAUGAACACCAGAGAAAAGGAUCUGAAAUGCAAGACGUGCGUUUUCAUGGAUCCCUCUAUCCUGCAAUGUUCCACCAUGAACCUGAGCGAUCCAUCGGCGGCGCCCAAGAACUUCACCUUUGACGGCGUCUACGGAACUGAUUCGACCACAGAGGCCAUUUACAAUGACGUGGGCUACACACUGGUCGAGGGCGUGCUAGAGGGUUACAAUGGCACUGUGUUUGCCUAUGGUCAAACGGGGUGUGGCAAGUCAUUCUCCAUGCAAGGUGUCAAAAGCCCUCAGGAACAACGAGGCAUCAUUCCCCGAUCUUUUGAGCACAUUUUCGAAGCCAUCGAUGCCAGUGAGAAUAUGAAGUACUUGGUCCACGCCUCCUACCUCGAAAUCUACAACGAGGAUAUCCGAGACCUUCUCGGGGACGACGCCCGGAAACGCCUCGACCUCAAAGAACACCCCGAUAAAGGAGUCUACGUCAAAGAUAUUUCCCUACAUCCCGUGAACAAUGUGUCAGCGUGUGAGGUGCUUAUGGAUCAAGGCUGGAAGAACCGUGCCACAGGGGAGACCAAAAUGAACGCCGAAUCAUCCCGAUCCCAUUCAAUCUUCACCAUCAACAUCGAAAUGAUGGACACCAGUGGAAGUGGGGAGCAACAUAUUCGUAAAGGCAAGUUGAACCUCGUGGAUUUGGCCGGUUCGGAACGUCAGGCGAAAACCGAAGCCACGGGUGCUCGACUCAAGGAGGCCACCAAGAUCAACUUGUCGCUGUCGGCAUUGGGCAACGUGAUAUCAGCCCUGGUGGAUGGCAAGUCCAAACACAUUCCCUAUCGGGAUUCUAAAUUGACCAGAUUACUUCAGGAUUCGCUCGGAGGCAACACCAAAACGCUGAUGGUGGCUUGCCUGUCACCGGCGGAUAACAACUACGACGAGACCUUGUCCACUCUGCGAUAUGCCAACCGUGCCAAAAAUAUCAAGAAUAAGCCCAAGAUCAACGAGGACCCCAAAGAUGCCAUGCUUCGAGAGUACCAGGAGGAGAUCCAAAAGCUUAAGUCGCUCUUGGAAAAGAAUCCCAACGCUGACCUCAGUGCAGCAGGCUUUAGCGAGGAUUUCCUGGAGGAGGAGCGAAGUCGAAUGAGGAAGGAGUACGAGGAUGAAAUGAAGGAAAUGCGCUUAAAAAUGGAGUCAGAGAAACAGAGCAAGACCAAAAUGCAAAAUGAGGUCGAGCAAAUGAAAAGGGAAUAUGAGGAGAAGCUCCGCGAUCUGGAGGAGCGGGCAGAACGGGCACGCUCAGCCAGCCGCAGCAAUAGCGUGCUCAGCCAAAACAUCUCCAUGAACGUCAACGGUAACGACAAGAACCUUUCCGUACAAAAUGGGAUGGCUCUCAGCGAGUCCGGCAACUUCAGUCGACCCAUCAACGAAAUGCAACAAGAGGCCAUGGAAAAGCUGAAGAAGCUCCAGGAAGAGAUGAUUGAUGGAGGUAAGCGUGCCGGAGACAAGAACCUCAAGGAGAAACGGAAGCAGAAGAAGAAGGCCGCGGAGUAUCGAAUGAAGGCCCUCGCCGAUGCUCUUGGGACAGUGGAUGACGAGGACGGGGUCAUGCUCAAGGUCUAUGAUGACAUACAAGAGGAGCUCAAAGUCAAAACUGAGGCUCUCAAGAAGAGCAAACAGAAGGUCAAAGCAUUGAACGCCGAAAUCAGUGAUCUCCAAGCGGAAUUUGAAGAGGAUCGCUCCGACUAUUUGGACACGAUCCGGAAGCAAGACCAACAGCUUAUUUUGAUGCAACAAAUUCUGGACAAGAUUCAGCCGACGAUCAAGAAGGAAUGCAACUAUUGUAACCUUGAUCGCAUCAGACAAGAGGCCAUAUGGAACGACGAGACGCAGCGGUGGCGAAUCCCGGAUCUGAUCUUGGAGCGAACCAAACUGCCUCCAGCCGGUCAGAAUAAUUCCUGUUUUGGAGGCGGAGGCUCCAUUGGAUUGAACCUGAGUGGUGGCUCGACCACUGGCAAUCACAACAGUAGCCUACAAGCUAGUCUUCGGCGCGCCGGUCAAGCUUCGUUGUUCCUCCAAGAUCUCUCUACCAAAUCAGCCCCCAAGGAGAGCACGGCUACUGAUCGCAACGACGAUACCGAAGAUGACGAGGUGGACGAUUUGUCCCCCGAGGAUGCGGGGAUGAUUCAUUUGCAGCAGGUCCUUAAUUUUCCUAAGUUGGCCAAGAGCGAAGCCGAAGACAUGGCCGGAUCGUACUUCAAACCUGGUCAAAGAGCUAACCGCAUAGUAGCUCAGGCACAAGAACGCAAUGCAGCUUUGUCCAAACCUUCUUCAAGUAACGUGCUUGGGGGCUUUACUUCCUCCAAUCUCCAAAAUUCCACCAAUAUUAGCUCAUCCCACAAUUCUGGGUUGAACAAUUUAGGGUUGAAUAAUUCGUACAAUGUGGCCAAUUCCAGUCUCUCCAACGGAGGGGGUGGGUUCACUCGGCGCUCUGAUUGGACUUCAGGACCCACGUCUCUAGGCUUGAUAAAUGGAGGCGGUGGCUUGGGCGGUCCAUAUGCCAACACGGACUUGGGAGGGUUCCGUAAACCCUCGCGAUUGGAGGCCUUGCCCACGGUAGAUCGGAACAAAAAUACGAGGAAGCGAAGCAGUGGACCAAUUCUCAAUACCAUGGGAACAUUCUGAGCACAUUUCGCCAUCGCAAAAUUCCGUUACCCAAAUGAGAGGAGAUUAAUCCCUGGGUCCUAACAAAAGUACGAGAUGAGAUUCAUGCAGACCAGUACCUAAUUUGCAUUGGUCCUGACAACGGAACAAAAGCGAGUCAAUAGAUCCAAAGACGGUCAAAAGGACAAAACACAACAGUAUAACUUCAGUGAUUGUUUAUCCGUGUGAACGCACACAUUGAGAAAGUCAUAUAUACCUAUAUUACUUACGUCAUGUUAAAGAGAUGCUUCUAUUAUUGUUUUCAAGAGACAUGACACCCACAGAUAACAUUAAGACAAUUAAAUUCAUCUUCAUGUGGUGCAA
Molecule: messenger RNA, 3870 nt
Organism: Tigriopus californicus
Lineage: Eukaryota; Metazoa; Arthropoda; Copepoda; Harpacticoida; Harpacticidae
Product: osmotic avoidance abnormal protein 3-like
Exons: 15
Coding region: 826-3528 (900 amino acids)
Biological process (GO): microtubule-based movement
Molecular function (GO): ATP binding; microtubule binding; microtubule motor activity
Source: RefSeq, a predicted model, not a curated record